Molecule: messenger RNA, 3750 nt
Organism: Phycodurus eques (leafy seadragon)
Lineage: Eukaryota; Metazoa; Chordata; Actinopteri; Syngnathiformes; Syngnathidae
Exons: 14
Coding region: 1612-2916 (434 amino acids)
Biological process (GO): negative regulation of mRNA splicing, via spliceosome
Cellular component (GO): nucleus; cytoplasm
Molecular function (GO): mRNA binding
Source: RefSeq, a predicted model, not a curated record
CCAACUACAACAAACCAAUUUCAUACUAGAUUGUUUCUUUUAACCUUGAAAAUUUACUUUACAACAUCGGUAAACUGCAUCAUUGUAUGUCUGUUUUUUUCUCCAUAUAUAUAUAUCAAUAUUUUUCCUUUUAAUAUAAGGAUUUUCCUAUUUUGUGGUGGCCCUUACUGCAUCCAGUGCUAUCUGUGGCUGGACAGUGGCCAGCACAUGAGACUCUUUGCCCUGCCCUUAGGCCUCUUCAGCCUGUGGAUCUUCGUGUGAAGGAACGCCUCUUUGGUGGCAGGGAAGGGGAGAAUUAAGCAAGAGAUGUGGGUUCACUUGCCCUCUGUAGGGGCUUAUCUUGGGCUAAGCUGAGGGACUAAUAGCAAAGCCAGCCUCCACUCUAGCUGGUCUAAGGGCACAGAGAGCCAUCUGUCCACUCUGUUGAUAACUGAAAACAAAGGAAGUAAACACUGAACACGGACAACAAACUAAGAGGUUAUUCCAUUAGGAGCUGCCCGAUAUAAAGGAGAGGAGUGAAUGGUUUGCAAAUAAGGUUUAGAAUGGCAGCAAGGAGUUCAUCAUUCAUUGGUUAAUCAAUGAGCCUCUCUUCUGACACAGAAUGCCUCCACACAUUCUUCAUUUGUUCUGCAUAGACAACAAAGAUUGAAUUCACAGUGUCUUCCGAGCUGAAAUUGUGGGUCAGUACAUUGGAGACCUUCACACACAUAUCACUUGAUUGAGCUCUCCACAGUGGCAUCCUUUGUGUGUUAUCAUAUCCAAGGGAGUCACACAUCUUGUGUUAAGCCGGAACCAAAGACUCAGUCCCAUGUGAAGAUUGCACCUCGUGAUAGGCUUAUCUUCCUUCCACUCACAACCACAGGAUCAGGAGAAAAACCUCACUGGUCCAGUCUCAGUGCCCUGAUGAGGUUCUGAACAUCUUUACAGAUAUAAAUCAGUUUUAUUUCUGCUGGAGAUUUAUGCAAUGAUGAUGCAGUCAAGGAUUUUGUUAUAAAAGCCAUCGCUACUACAUUAUUACGAUAUUCCUUUUUCAGCACUUUUAAUCUGAAGGCGGCGGCACGGUGGUUGAUUGGUUAGCCCAUCUGCCUCACAGGACCGGGGUUCAAAUCCCGGCCCCGCCGGUGUGGGUUUUCUGCGGGUACUCCAGUUUCCUCCCACAUCCCCAAAAUAUACGUGGUAGGUUGAUUGAAGACUCUAAAUUUCCUGUAGGUGUGAAUGUGAGUGUGAAUGGUUGUUUGUUUCGAUGUGCCCUGCGAUUGGCUGGCGACCAGUUCAGGGCGUACCCGCCUCUCGCCUGAAGAUAGCUGGGUUAGGCUCCAGCUAACCCGCGACCCUAGUGAGGAUAAGCAGUACAGAAAAUGGAUAAUCUGAAGACAUUCUUCCAAGAAGUCACAGUGGCAAAUGAUAUGUUUCUGGUAUCCCCCAGGCAGCAGCAACUUUACAAUAAUAAAAGGGCAUUCAGCAGUGAAAGUGAUGACAACAACAUCUCCAUUAACGAUCCAUCUACGUUAUAGAUGUCCUUGAAGCACCUGGAAUCGUGGUAGAUCUCUUGUCUAAACUGUUUUUAUUCAUUUGCAGAGUAUUUACAUAAAAGUUGUGAAAACACAGGGCAUGUCUGAGAGGGAAGAAAUGGCCUCAGAUGGGAGCCUGAAUGUUACACUGACACUGAGGCUGUUGAUGCAUGGAAAGGAAGUUGGCAGUAUAAUUGGAAAGAAAGGGGAAACAGUGAAGAAAAUGAGAGAGGAGAGUCGCGCUCGCAUCAACAUAUCAGAGGGAUCGUCUCCCGAGAGGAUAGUAACCAUCACAGGACCCACAGAGGGAAUCUUCAGAGCUUUCUCCAUGAUUGCACAAAAGUUUGAGGAGGAUAUAACGGCGGCAAUGGCAAACAGCAACGUGACUAGCAAUCCGCCUGUGACACUUCGCUUGGUUUUCCCAGGGAGCCAAUGUGGCUCGCUGAUUGGAAAAGGAGGAUCUAAGAUCAAAGAGAUCCGAGAGACCACAGGCGCCCAGGUUCAGGUGGCAGGAGACAUGCUGCCGGAUUCGACCGAGAGGGCUGUCACAAUCUCUGGCACUCCACAGGCCAUCACUCAGUGUGUAAGACACAUCUGCUCCAUCAUGCUGGAGUGUCCUCCAAAAGGAGCAACUAUUCCCUACCGCCCAAAGGCCAUACUUGCUGGAGCCCAUGCAGUGUUAGCACAACAGCACUCUGCACCAGCAUUUGCACUUCCAGGGCAAUAUGCUUUUGCUCAUCAAGAUUUGACCAAGCUUCACCAGUUGGCUAUGCAGCAUAUUCCCCUCCCUUCCCUUGGGCAGAGCAACCCUACCUUCCCUGGAUUGGAUGCGUCCGCCCCCACAAGUUCACAGGAGCUGGCAAUACCUAAUGAUUUUAUUGGCUGCAUAAUCGGAAGACAAGGCAGCAAGAUCAAUGAAAUUCGCCAGGUCUCGGGAGCUCACAUCAAAAUUGCCAGUGCCACUGAUGGCUCAGCUGUGCGCCAAGUCACGAUCACAGGCUCACCGGCAAGCAUUAGCGUGGCCCAAUACCUCAUCAGCGCCAGCUUAGAGAUGGCUAAAUACACCAUGCAGGCUGCUUCGGCUGCGACCCCAGUUGACCUCAACAUGAGCUACGCUCAGUCUGCUUCCAACGCCUCCAAUGCUGCUACCUCUCUAGCCGUUCUGGCGGCCACCACCCCAGCUCCCACCAACAUUAACGUCCACUCUCCCGCAACCUUGCAGGCCAUCCAAAAUUCCCACUACGCCGUCCCUGUUUCCAGCCUGCUUGGCAUGAAAACACUUCCCGUUCUGGCUGUCCACCCAGCAGCCGCUACCAGCCUAACUCAGGGUUUAGCCCCUUACACUACAAAAAUAUCAUCCUCUGGCAUCAAAAAAUCUGAUCGACAAAAGUUUGCUCCAUAUUGAGUCCUCUUUUCUUGGACAUUCCUGUCUAAUUGAAUUAGAAAAUCAUGGUGAAUGUGUCAUUUGCUGACACAAAAUAUGCAAGGUUUACAAAUGUAGCACUUGCUUUCCAUUAAUCAGGAGAGCUUACUUAUCAUUAUUGAAGAAGGCGGCAGAGGUGCAUAUUAACUCAGUAUCAAUUGCAUAAUAUGCAAUGUACCAACUCAGGCUUAGCUUUGAACCCAGGAAAAAGCACACAUUUCUUAUGGCUUCAUGUCACAGAGCUUUAUAUGAAAACUUACUCUAGGAGAUUUGCUUCUUAUUAUGCAAUGUUUACUUUCUGUGUACCUGGACCUCUUUUUGAUAGAGAAUUUCUGUAGGCAGCAGGCUGGUAAAUGGUUUGUUAUGUACAAUAGAAGUGGUUGUGCUUAGUAUAAUUAAGAAGGAUUGCUUAAUUUCUCUGUCAUAUUUCCCCACGUUCCUUCACUAUAGGCUCUCAUCAGGGCUCACAGGCUUGGGUGUUCUGUAGUAGCGUGGCACUGUUGCAGUUCUGAUGGGAUUAUUCUAAAGCCACACUGGAUUCUAGUGGAUUUCACUCUGCACAGUAAUCCUGUAGAGCAGGACUGGUCCAAACAACUCAUUUCUUGUUUCUGCUUGUUUUUGUUGAAUCUCCAUCACAACCGAUUAACCAUUUGCGUCAGAAACUGACGCAGUACAGUUAUUGUGAAACAUUUUUUUUCAUGCGUUCUUGGUGAUGAUCUGUGCUGAAACAUUGCAAUUUUGUAAUGCUUGAUGUUUAUGAUAUGGAUUUGGAAUAAAUGUGACCUUUUGUUAAUAAAAGAUUGUUUUUUUUUUUAU